AUGGACUAUACGAAUUUGCGGCGCCAGAUCAUCUCCAUGAAGAAAAGCCUCUUCGAUCAGGGAUACCUGGAUGAGCAGUUUAAUCAGCUGGAAGAGCUGCAGGAUGAUUCAAGCCCCAAUUUUGUUGAGGAAGUUGUGGCUUUGUUCUUAAAGGAUUCAUCAAGACUGCUGACGAACAUAGAGCAAGCGCUUGAGAAGUACCCACAGGAUUUCUACCAGUUGGAUUCGCUGGUGCACCAGUUCAAAGGCAGUGGAUCAAGCAUUGGUGCACUGAGGAUGAAGAAUGAGUGCUCCAUGUUUAAGGCCCACUGCAACGACAGGAAUCUGGAAGGGUACCGUACACUUGACGACUCUUCUUCCUCUAUACCUGCAUCUCAUUCUUUGCUUGAGCAGCUGCAUCUCAUUCCAUGGCUCACUCAGAUGCCGCCAGUCACUCCAGAAGAUGAAGAGGGAGCAUGCCACUCUGAAGCAGAAGCUGGAGACAUAUUUUCAUGUAAACACAAACACCAAAUUAAAGGCCCUGUUUCUACAUAG
Miscanthus lutarioriparius is the source of this 534-nucleotide messenger RNA. NCBI's taxonomy places the organism in Eukaryota, Viridiplantae, Streptophyta, Magnoliopsida, Poales, Poaceae. The record is from the annotation of a GenBank genome assembly.